Oppiella nova is the source of this 1182-nucleotide messenger RNA. Lineage: Eukaryota; Metazoa; Arthropoda; Arachnida; Sarcoptiformes; Oppiidae. The record is from the annotation of a GenBank genome assembly.
AUGAAAGCGGCGGAGAACACGAAUAUGUGGUUAAUAGCGAACGGUGUGGACAUGGGGUCAACCACUAUGAUAGGCGAUGCGGUCAGGGAUUACGUGACUGAAGCCAAGUAUAAGAAAGGCGUUGAAUAUGAGAAGUCGUUCUCGAAAUUCAAUUUCAUUGGUAUUGCAGACGAAGAGACGUUGAAAUACUCGCAGACAAUCGUUUCCAGUCAAGAGGUGAUCCAUCCAACAAUUAUGGUCUCAACCGGACCGGAGAGUCGAGUGAAGCCAGAAAAGUAUGAACUCAACCAAAAUCUCACACAUUAUAUACUCAUCAAAGACGAGACCACCAAUAAGUCGGGCGUGAAUUCAUUUCUCAUUAAAUUCAUCACAUUUUUGGCCCAAAAUCAAAGUCAAACGCUUAAAGCGAAACAGAAGCUCAUGGAUGGACAGACAGAUGAUGACAAAGACUUGGUGUCUAUCGAGAGAAACGAAAUCCCCGUCGUUUCCAUUGUAAUCAAAGGCGGAUAUAAUAGCUCUCGACUUGUAUUACAACAAAUCAAAAACAGUUUGCCUGUUGUUGUGCUGCGAGGGUCGGGAGGUUUGGCUGAUCUGUUGGCGUUUGUUGACAACGAAAUCCGUGACCGAUGUAUGAAUGUAUGGAACGCCGAUUUUGUCGAGACAUACCUCAAGCCGGAGCUGACCAUCAAAAUCAUUGAUACCAAAGGGUUUAAUCCCUGGUUAAAUAACGAAACGCUAUCAUUGUUUCGAUCAAAACAGCCCAAACAUCCCGGGACUGAGGUGACACCGGCCAACCUGACCACCGCUAAAGACUUGAAUCUAUGUGUCGACUGGAGCUGUCCAGAGGUGGCCAAACAGGAAGUGCUGUCAAUUCUGGGAUGUAAACAUAAUUCGUCAUUCUUUCAGACGGUGUGUUGGGAGACAAUACUCGGCCGAUCGCCCGAUGAAAGACAGAGCAGUAAAACAUUUAUAAACCGUGAGCUCAAUUGGUUGGUGGAGGCGAGCUCAGGGGUCUCCAACUUCUUGGAAGAGGAUGAGCUCGACAUGUAUGUCACCCAACAGUUCAUAUGCUCAGAGAAAGUGGCCGAAAAAAAAUCCCUCUUAUUAAACCACAACACCCGUCAGGAGCUGAAAGCAUUCCUAAACCAGGCGCAAAAAACCGCGGUAACGCUAGUUGGGUAA